This is a messenger RNA of Cicer arietinum (chickpea), 608 nucleotides long. RefSeq lists its product as uncharacterized. Lineage: Eukaryota; Viridiplantae; Streptophyta; Magnoliopsida; Fabales; Fabaceae. Gene Ontology annotation, biological process: proteasome assembly. The record is from RefSeq and is a predicted model, not a curated record.
AAUCACCGGUUUACCAUGCAUUUGAGCUUAAUGCAGGUUGCAUUGCAAUCCAUUAUCAAGUGGCUGAAUAUUCUUGCGAGUGUUAAAGAGAUACCCUUUCCUUGCUUGCUGUUACAGUGCAACUCCUCGAGAAUCAAGUACCAUUGUUCGAUGGCAAUGAACAUAGACGACAACGUCGUUUCUUUAACCCCGAAAUUCCCUGUUUCCCAACUCAAUUUCUCUCUGGAAAUUAAGGGAAACAAAACAGAAAUCAUCAUUUCCAGUUAUGAAGAUCAUUUUCGGGUUGUUGCCACUCAAAUAGGUACCAUGGGGACAAUACUGCAUGCCAGGAAGGAAGAAGGGAUGUCAAUUGACCCAACAUUCAAUGUUUCUGUUUUAUUUGGCAAACGGGAUGAGCCAAUGUUAGUAGCAUGUGCAUGCCAGCUGAUUGAGCAUAUGAGGUGAAUGGAGACAACAUUGGGUAGGGUUUCUGGAGAAAAGGUUAUACCCAAGUGGCAAAUUCUUUGAUCCUCUUGGUUUAGCCGGUGAUCCUUAAAAGAAAGAAAGACUUCAAUUGGCAGAGAUUAAACAUUCUCGCUUGGCUAUGGUUGUUUUCCUCAUCUUUGCAA